AGCCCAGCCUUAUCACACACAUAUAUCUCUCCGCAUAACUGUUUUCUGUUUUCACUAAAUAUUGUUGUGAAGAUGCUAAAACGCGAUCUACAGAAAAUAAAGCUGAAGUUGUCUGACCUCAAGGACUACGAACUAGCCCGGCAGAAGAACAAGCUCAAGGGGGCGCCGCGACCCAGGCUAUCCCAGGACGCCCUAACCGGAGACGAUGCCUCCACUUCAGGGACCACCGCCAGUUGUAGCUCCAAUACGGGCACGGCAACGGAAACUGCAUCCGGAUCGGGAUCGGGAUCCGGUUCGGGUUCGGGUUCGGGUUCGGGAUCAGGGUCCGGAUCGUACGCUACGGGCCUGGGACUGGGCUACAGAUCGGAGACACCCUCCUCCGCAUCGUACACCACCUCGACGACCCCGACUCCGGCCACCCAGGAGGAGAUGUUGAGACCCUCGUCCGCCGUGACGGCCACCACCACCACGGGCACCACCAAUUCCGGGUCCACGGACGACGUAAGUGUUGCGGCCGUUGUGGACGAUACGGAUACCAUUGACGAAAUCAGCGACGACAACUGGGUGGACCUGAAUGCCGACACGAACGAUACGGUGGACACCCACGAGGAGGAGGAGGAUGGGGCCAGGGGGGGCAUUUAGGAAACCAGGCAUCCGGAAUACCGAAAACGAGGAGUCCACAAUUCCAUUAUGCAAACGUAACGCAGCUGCAGGAGAAGGCCGCCCAUUCGCAUUCCAUUUGUCAACACAUUCUGUACCAUCAUAAUAACCCAUUGCUUACGUAUUAAUGCACAUCUAUUUUUUCCGCUUUUCUCACAUAAGCAUUUGGUUUAUUUCAUAAUAUAUAAUAUUGGAUAACUGAA
Drosophila biarmipes is the source of this 863-nucleotide messenger RNA. RefSeq lists its product as uncharacterized. The coding region runs from base 73 to 642 and encodes 189 amino acids. Gene Ontology annotation, cellular component: anaphase-promoting complex. The record is from RefSeq and is a predicted model, not a curated record. Gene Ontology annotation, biological process: anaphase-promoting complex-dependent catabolic process. NCBI's taxonomy places the organism in Eukaryota, Metazoa, Arthropoda, Insecta, Diptera, Drosophilidae. The transcript has a single exon.